AGGAUGCGGUGGAUCGGUUAUGUGGCCACGAUUCUCUGGUGGUCGGGCAUCGCCAGGUCUCUCAGUACGCUGAAUCGAGGUCACAGUUACAAAAUCACUCCGAAACCUUGUAAAGUGCCCGGUUCGGAGAGCAAGGAAGGCACGUGCAUGUUUGUGUGGGAGUGUAUCAAGUCCGAGGGAACGCACGUGGGUGUGUGCGUGGAUACCUUCAUGUUCGGCAGUUGCUGCGUUCACAACACGACAGUAAACACGAUAGGCACGUUUUAUCAUCCUCAUAAUCAUUAUCAGCAGCACCAGCAGCAACACGACGGUACGACGAGUACGCUCAGGCCAGGGUUACUUCUGGCGGAGCCAACCGGGAACGAAACCAUCAGAUUGACGUCGACUUCCCUCUUGGGAUUCUCCUCGACAGCGUCAACCACCGCGAAAUCGAAUCUCCAUCACUUCUCGGGAUCUCACGGCUCCGAAAGCUCGACCAAACCGAUGAAACCAUAUUCGCACGGUGUCGGAAGGCCUUUGCAGAAAAGGCCGCACGCCAAACCAACAUCCGAGCACGAAAUCGAUGUACUGCAGACCCCCGCAGUGUCCUCCGUGUCUACGGACACGUGGGCGGAAGGAAGACCGCAAGGAACGAAGAGACCAGGUCAUCAUCCGGGUCAUUCUCAUCAUCACAAGACGAGGCCGGACGAUGGAACGCCGAGUGACAAUCCAUCGUCCGUUCUAAGCCAGCCGGGUUUCAAGGACAAGCUGGAGACACACAACACUUUAAUAGUUCGCUUGCCGGGGAAGGAACACGCCGAUGAUGAAGUCGUUGAUUCAAGUGACCUGAACAAACAGGGCAAACCGGGUAAACCGGGCAAUCAAAGGCCCUUUGAGUCGAGACCGGACGAUGGGAAGACUGAAGAUGUUGAUCUCAGCGUUCAGGAAACGAUAAAUCGACCGAAUGUCAAUUCCGUCAUUGAAAGCGAACCGGGGAAAGAGACGCAUCCGGGCUUGAAUUUCGUGCACACUGAACGGCCGCACUGGGCAACCAAGCCAGCACAGUCAAAACCAUCGUCGACAGAUUUCUCAAAGCCGUAUUUUUCAAUUAAAACGACCACUUAUCGACCAAUAAGCAGUCAACCAGAUCAUAGGCCGAAUUUUAUCUCAAGGCCCAACUGGAUACUAUCCACGAAAACGUCGACGACAACGACUGUCAGACCGACGUACAGACAGCCUUCCACCAGCGCAGCCGGAUCCGUGCCACAAACCUCUCACUGGCAAGUGACUACAGAACCGGCAUUCGUCACAAAACAGAAACCGUCAUCGUUGUCCUCAUCCUUGCCAACAUCAUUCUCCUCGCUUUCAUCGUCGUCGUCAUCGUCUUCAUCAGCGUCUUCGUCAGCAUCUUCAUCAUCCAAACCGAUAAUCGCAAUUACUGUGCCGGAAACCGUACGAAUUCCGUCUUUAGGUACGAGUUCUCAUUUCUGGUCGAAUAGCUGGACACCACCUAGGCCGUCCUUGAAACCUCACUGGACUGAUAGUCCCAGCCUUCUUCAGAACGGCCCGGAAAACUUUCCUCCGCGACCGAGUCUAAAGCCAACCGAGUCGCAACAGAGCACCGAAUAUCAGAAGCCCUUGGGUUCGGCACAUUACAUAACAACAUCCCACUUGGAGACUUCAACUAGGCCGCGGCCCACGAAGAAAACCACAAUGCAAAGCACAACACCGUCCACAUUGACGUCCUCCACCAGCGGUACCAGUCCGACGAGCACGACGGUAACGAUGACGACCACGAGCAGCACGACCAGCGCAAGCAGCACGAGUACCACGAGCGUCACUACGACGCAAGGAUUAUCGACCACCGAAAUGACGGCAAGCGAGAAGGCAACGGGUUCGGUGAUGACUGUCGCGGCCGCUAACGAGAGCAAGAACAUGCAGUGUGGAGUGCCACCGUUAUUUCCGCGGCCAGAAACGAGGAUUGUCGGUGGCAAGGACGCGUCGUUCGGUCGAUGGCCAUGGCAGGUAUCCGUACGUAGGACCUCCUUCUUUGGUUUCUCAAGUACUCACCGUUGCGGCGGGGCGGUACUCAAUGAGAAUUGGAUCGCCACCGCAGGCCAUUGCGUCGACGAUUUGCUGACGUCGCAAAUCCGGAUACGAGUCGGCGAGUACGACUUCUCGUCGGUACAAGAGCGACUGCCCUACGUGGAACGUGGAGUCGCCAAGAAAGUCGUGCAUCCCAAGUAUAACUUCUUCACGUACGAGUACGACCUCGCGCUAGUGCGCCUCGAAAGUUCCUUGACAUUUGCCGCGCACAUCUCGCCUAUCUGCCUACCAGCCACGGAUGACCUCCUAAUCGGAGAGAACGCGACAGUCACCGGCUGGGGAAGAUUAAGCGAGGGUGGAACGCUACCUUCUGUAUUGCAGGAAGUCUCCGUGCCGAUAGUGAGCAAUGAUAGGUGCAAGUCAAUGUUCUUGAGGGCCGGUAGACACGAGUUCAUACCGGACAUUUUUCUUUGCGCCGGUUACGAGACUGGCGGGCAAGAUUCGUGUCAGGGCGACUCCGGAGGACCUCUCCAGGUUCGCGGAAAGGAUGGCAGGUACUUUCUCGCGGGUAUCAUAUCUUGGGGCAUCGGUUGCGCGGAGGCUAACUUACCGGGUGUCUGCACGCGGAUAUCCAAGUUCGUACCAUGGAUUUUGAAAAACGUCAUCUGAUGUACUCGAUGAUGAACGUGGAGAGACAUAAGGUGACUUUCGAAUUCAGACGAAAUUUAUCGCGUAAAUAAAUAAUUCGCAGUGUCGUCUCGUGCGAUAUUAAAAGACAUUAUCCUAGAAUUUUCACGCGAUUGAAAAUACGACUACUAUAUCGUUUGCAUUUAUUUAUUUGCAUUUACACUGCCACUCACGGAAUAAAGAUCCUGGUUACUAUAUAUAUGAAAAAUAUAUAUCCGACACUAAAAGAUGUGAAAUAAGAUCAUCGUCGGGAGUUAUCGAAUAUACAUAUAUAUUAGUGACGUAUGUGAAAUCUCGUGCAUUGUAGCAGCACACUGAACUGUAUUUAUAUAAAAGUACGUAAGGAAAUAAUAUAUUUGCUAGAUUAAGGCUAAAUAAACAAGGGAAGUCUCAAUUGUGUAAUAAAAAGAUCAAAGGAAUAGUCCGAUUUCGAAGAUACAUCGUUAUCAUUCUUGCCACUUCGAUUCGAAUAUGAAAUACAACACACACACACACACACACAC
This is a messenger RNA of Atta colombica, 3215 nucleotides long. RefSeq names its product serine proteinase stubble-like. NCBI's taxonomy places the organism in Eukaryota, Metazoa, Arthropoda, Insecta, Hymenoptera, Formicidae. The transcript is spliced from 8 exons. Gene Ontology annotation, biological process: proteolysis. The record is from RefSeq and is a predicted model, not a curated record. Gene Ontology annotation, molecular function: serine-type endopeptidase activity. Bases 4 to 2694 code for a protein of 896 amino acids.